AUGCGUGAGAAAGAAAAAGGCCAAAACGCGAAAGCGUUUAUAUUCUCGUCGUCGAAAAAAGCGCAGAAAGGCAGGCGCGUGGCGGCGGAGAAGCUGGAGAAGAAGCUGCACGUUCCCGUGCACGAUCGGACGACGUCCGAGGAGCCGCCGCCGUUCGUGGUUGUGGUGCAAGGACCGCCGUCGGUAGGGAAGACGACGUUGGUGAGGAGUUUGAUUCGGCACUAUACGAAGCAAACGGUGAACGAGAUUAAAGGACCGAUUACAUUGACGGUUGGGAAGAAGAGGAGGGUGCAGAUUAUCGAGGUUGGGCAGAGUUUGUGCGAUUUAAUCGACGCGGCGAAGUUGGCGGAUUUGGUUUUAUUAUGCGUCGACGGGUCGUACGGGUUCGAGAUGGAAACGUUUGAGUUUUUGAACGUGUUGCAAGUGCACGGGUUUCCGAAAGUUAUGGGGGUGUUGACGCAUUUGGAUCACUUCAAGGAACCGAAGAAGUUGAAGAAGACGAAGAAAGUGUUGAAGCAAAGGUUUUGGACGGAGAUUUACGACGGGGCGAAGUUGUUUUACAUCAGCGGGAUGACGCACGGGAGGUAUAAUCAAAGGGACGUCGUGAAUUUAGCGAGGUUUAUUUCGGUGGCAAAACCGAGACCGUUGAUGUUUAGGUCGCAACAUCCAUACGUGAUUGGAGACAGGUUCGAAGAUUUGACCAGGCCGGAGAUGGUGCACGAGAAUGAACACAUCGACAGAGAGGUGGCGGUGUUUGGGUGGUUGCACGGGUGUAACAUGAAGGCGGAUCAGUUAGUACACGUCGCCGGGGUAGGGGACAUGAAGGUGAAAGAAAUCACGCAGUUGCCUGAUCCGUGUCCGUUGCCGAGCCAAGAUAAACGAGCGAGACGUUUAGACGAUCGGUCGAAGUUGAUUUACGCGCCAAUGAGCGACGUCGGCGGACUCCUUUACGAUAAAGACGCCGUGUACGUUUCCUUGGACGACAGGAAAGUGAAUUAUACGAACAAAAGCGAGCACUUUGGUGACGCGAAAGGGAACACGAUUGGCUAUUUAGGCGACGACAGGUCGGACGAUGAAGACAACAACGACAUCGGUAAAGGAAAAAUGAGCGGCGUAAAGAUGGUGAAAGGAUUACAAUCAACGCAAAGCGGCUUUGACGAAAAAUUGAAAAACUCGGAAAUUUCCUUGUUCGGAGGUGGAGCGAAAACCACCGGCGAGGAGGACAUUUUCGAUAGAAAAAUAGACGACGACGACGACGACGACGACGACGAUAACGAUAACGAUAACGAUGAAGAUGAUGCAGAAGAAAACGAACAAAAAGGUGGUCGCGUUCGAAGAAGAGCAGUGUUUAACGACGGGUUAACAGAAAAUGAGGAGGACGAUGAAGACGACGACGACGAGAACGAGAAAGAGUUCUCGGAUGCGGACUCCGACGACGAUUUGGGCAUGGGAGACGACCAAGACGACGACGAGAACGAAGGUCUCGGCGCGGGCGCGAACAAAUGGAAGGCGAUGCUCGCCAAAGCGGGGAAACGUUCGAAAUCUCUCAUGGAACUUGUCUACGACGACGUCGAGAAUGAAAAUCCAAACAAUUCGAAGAAGAAUAAAAACAAGAAAAACCGAGACGACGACAACGAGGAUUCCGAUAGCGACGAUCUGUUCAAAAAGACGGACGAUAACCAGGCGUCGAGAAUAAUCGACGCUUUCGAUCAGACAAAAUUUAUUCACCAAAUGAGAGGCAAAUUAGAUGUUUCGGAUCCUGCACUUCGCAAUCGAUUCGUCACUGGUGACUGGGACGCUGCCGGAGCUCGCGCCGAGGCGCAACCGUUGGAUGAAUCGGCCAUGGACGAUGACGAAGUGUACGGUGAUUUCGAAGAUUUAGAAACUGGGGAGAAAUUCGCCGGUAAAGAUAGUAAAAAGGCGGGUUACGACGACGAAGGCAGCGAUGGUUCAUCGGAUGAAGACGGGAGUGACAGCGAUAGCGAAGGAGACGACAGCGACGACGAUAGUAGCGGUUCCUCCGACUCCGAUGAAGAUGAAGAAGCGAAAGAAAAACGUCGAUUAGCAAAGAUUGAAAAGCACGAAGAGUUUCAGCACCCGUCCGCGCAAGGUCGCGGCGCACGUCGUAAACAGAAAGGUCUCAAGGGGCCCAAUCACGACACAUACGCAGAGGACGAACCGACGACGUAUUUUGAUCUCGUGAAGGAUCAGUUUGCGGAGCAAACGGCUCGGACGCGUGCGGCGCUCGACGCGCUUCCCGCUUCCACGCGAGAAGCGAUGGAAGGUUUCCGACCGGGAGCCUACCUUCGCGUCGUUCUCGAAAGUGCACCAUGCGAAUGGGUGAAAAACUUCGAUCCGAAGCGACCAAUUCUCGUUGGUGGUUUGCUCGCCGGUGAAAAUGUCGUCGGGAUGCAACAAUUACGAUUGAAGCGACACCGAUGGCACCGGAAGACUUUGAAGAACAAAGAUCCACUCAUUUUUUCGAUUGGAUGGAGACGCUUUCAAACGAUUCCGGUGUAUUCGGUCGUCGACGCGAACUCUCGGCAUCGAAUGAUUAAGUACACGCCAGAGCAUAUGCAUUGCAAUGCGACCAUUCACGGGCCAAUCGUACCUCCCAAUACAGCGGCAAUCUGUUUUCAGAAAAUCAAUUCGAAUCAAUCGAGUUUCCGCGUCGCGGCAACAGCGGUCGUCAUAGAGGUCGAUCACUCGAUGAAGAUUAUGAAAAAGCUCAAACUCGUGGGCACGCCACACAAGAUAUACAAGAAUACCGCCUUCAUUACUGGAAUGUUCAACUCGUCCUUAGAGGUUGCUAAGUUUGAAGGUGCCAUGUUGCGAACUGUAUCCGGCAUUCGAGGUACGGUGAAAAAGGCAGUGAAACCCGGGCAAGGCGAGCACGGUUCCAAAGACGGUGGCCUAGGCGACGGGGCGUGUCGUUGUACGUUUGAAGAUAAGCUGUUGAUGUCCGAUAUCGUCUUUUUGCGUUCCUGGGUCCGCGUAGAGGUGCCAAGAUUUUACAACCCAGUCAUGAACGCGCUCGUGAAAUCGGACGACGACUGGAUCGGUAUGCGAACGGUUGGACAAAUCCGGUACGAUAAUCAAAUGACCAUACCAGUCAAUCCGGAUUCGAUAUAUAAACCAAUCGAGAGAAAGAAACGCGUAUUCAACAAGUUGCAAAUUCCCAAAGCAUUGCAACAAGCGUUACCGUUUAAAUCGAAACCAAAACUCGAACCUUCGAGAAAGAGAAAGACGCUCGAGCAAAAGCGCGCCGUCGUUCAAGACAAGGAGGAGAAGAAGAUGACGACGAUGGUGCAGCAGCUCAACACGAUACGCAACGAAAAGAUGGCGAAGAGAAAGGCGCAACAAGACGUUCGCCGCGCGGUCAAAGCGAAGAAAGACGCGAAAGAUAACGAGUGGAGGUCGGUUUUGGAGAAGGAAAGGAAGAAAUCAAAGUAUCGAGAGGAAGGGAAAGCGGAGAAACUGAGAGCUUUGAGAGCGCAAACGUCGUAG
Molecule: messenger RNA, 3507 nt
Organism: Bathycoccus prasinos
Lineage: Eukaryota; Viridiplantae; Chlorophyta; Mamiellophyceae; Mamiellales; Bathycoccaceae
Exons: 1
Coding region: 1-3507 (1168 amino acids)
Biological process (GO): ribosome biogenesis; endonucleolytic cleavage of tricistronic rRNA transcript (SSU-rRNA, 5.8S rRNA, LSU-rRNA); maturation of SSU-rRNA from tricistronic rRNA transcript (SSU-rRNA, 5.8S rRNA, LSU-rRNA)
Cellular component (GO): nucleus; 90S preribosome
Molecular function (GO): GTPase activity; U3 snoRNA binding; GTP binding
Source: RefSeq, a predicted model, not a curated record